Messenger RNA from Carcharodon carcharias (great white shark), 1740 nucleotides. Its product is annotated as probable L-cysteine desulfhydrase, chloroplastic. NCBI's taxonomy places the organism in Eukaryota, Metazoa, Chordata, Chondrichthyes, Lamniformes, Lamnidae. The record is from RefSeq and is a predicted model, not a curated record. The coding region runs from base 1 to 1374 and encodes 457 amino acids. The transcript has 13 exons.
AUGACGUUUUGGGCGCUGGUUACCAACAGGACUGACCUCCUGUGCAACGGCCUCUUAGGCCAGAGCGUGAUCUCUGCUAGAAGAGACUUUGGGUCAUUUCAUUCAUCCAAUGUGCAAGAACUUCUUGGAACUUUAAAGGCAGGAAAUUACGUCCCUCCUUCGUUGCCGUUUGACCUACCUCAGUUUUUGUAUGGAAAUGGAAAUUUACCGUCAUUUGGUCAAGAGAUGAGGAAAAAGCAUUUCCUUCUUGAGGAGGAGACAACAUUUAUUAAUCACGGUGCUUUUGGCGGUACUUUGAAAGAUGCUCUGGAUGUUGCCCAGGAAUGGCAAGUACAUAUUGAACGACAACCACUCCGGUUUUAUGACAGAGAGCUGCUUCCUCAUCUGGUAUUUGUCACCAAGCGAUUAGCUGAGUUUGUGGGUUGCUCUCCCGCUGAUUUAGUGCUGGUAUCAAAUGUUACCAUGGCAAUGAACUGUGUUGUAAGAAGUCAGGAUCUGAAGCAGGGAGACACAGUAUUCAUGCUAAAUGUGACCUAUGGUGCUGUGAAAAAGCUUCUUCAACAAGUUUGUGAAAAACGAGGGGCAACACUGCAGGAAGAAAGUCUGGAAUUUCCGUUACUUGGACCAAGUCAGAUUAUUACAAAAGUGAAGGAGUCUUUGCAGCCUGGGACAAAAUUGGCUGUGUUUGAUCACAUUCCCAGCAAUGCAUCAUUUAUCAAUCCAUUGCCAGAAAUCAUUGACAUCUGUCACAAAAGGGGUACGAAAGUACUUAUCGAUGGAGCCCACGCACUUGGUGUAAUGGAUCUGAAGCUCAGCUCUCUAGGUGCUGAUUACUAUACAUCCAAUUGCCAUAAAUGGUUCUGUAGCCCAAAAGGUUGUGCUUUCUUGUAUGUAAAGCAAGAGCUCCAAAACUCCUUGCAGCCACUUGUGAUUUCACAUGGAUUCGGCUUUGGCUUCAGUUCUGAGUACAUCUGGACAGGUUUAAAAGACUACACAGCUUUCCUGGCUCUUCAUACUGUGUUGGACUUCUGGGAAUCUGUGGGUUUGGAGAGAAUUCGAGGAUAUAUCAAAGACCUUGUGUCCCAAGCUGUGGAUUUACUAGUGAAUCGUUGGAAAACUGGAUUGCUGGCCCCAAGAGAAAUGUUUGGCUCUAUGGCAUGUGUUCGACUCCCAGACUGUCUACUUAACAAUGGAUAUGCAAAUUAUGAGCAGGCAGAGAUCAUCCAGAAUGUCCUUUACAGCCAGUAUAACAUUGAGGUGCCUAUCAAAGCAUUGGGAGGAAAGCUGUAUGUUCGGAUCUCCAUACACAUCUACAAUGAACUGAAGCAGUACCAGAAACUUGCAGAUGCAAUUGAAGAAAUGACACAAGAGUAGGACAGAGAGCCAAGGCACUUAGCCUUUAGUUUUCUGGUUAACUGUGUUCUUACUGCUAUACUUAAAUCAUUUCCCCUUGUACAUGAAUCUACCAUUGAAGAUACUUACAAGAGGCAGUUCUGUUUUGACUGCCCAGCUGAGAUCCAGUAUGAGAGCAGCAUCGCAUGGAGUGAUACUCCAGCCUUGUUGCAGAUUAAUGGCAUAAAUUAGAAUUGUGAAAACAACUGGAUGCAAACGACAGCAUUGCCAGGAGAGCCAAUGUGUCUUCAUAAGUGUUGGACUUUCCAUUUCUGCCAAUGGCAGUUUAUCCAUAAAGAUCAUCAAAGGUGAAGUUACAUGUAUUAUAAUAAAGUGUCUACAUUUUGU